Parnassius mnemosyne (clouded apollo) is the source of this 795-nucleotide messenger RNA. Lineage: Eukaryota; Metazoa; Arthropoda; Insecta; Lepidoptera; Papilionidae. The record is from the annotation of a GenBank genome assembly.
AUGUUACGUAAAGUUUUAUUAGCGACAGAUGUUACGCUAGCAUGUGUUCAACAUGCACUUUCAACCGAAAAAGAAGAAAUCAUGGGGCUGUUAAUUGGAGAGGUUCAUAAUAAUAGCUCCUUAGUGUCAAUAGUAUCAUCUGUUAUAUUACGUCGCCUGGAUAAAAAACCGGAUCGUGUGGAAAUUUCUGAAGAACAGUUGGUACAAGCGACUCUUAGAGCUGAAGAACUAGCAGCAGAAGUUGGUAGACCACUACGUGUAGUAGGGUGGUACCAUUCACAUCCCCAUAUUACUGUAUGGCCAUCACAUGUUGAUCUUGCUACUCAAUCAAUGUACCAACGAAUGGAUUCCAGCUUUGUUGGCAUUAUAUUUGCGGUGUUUUUAACUGACCAAUCUUCCAAAGCACCUUCGGUACAAAUCACAUGUUUUCAAUCAAUUAAUGAAGGUUCAAGUCAAAGUAGAAGGGAGAUAGAAUUAGAAAUAACAAAUAAUAAUGAUUCUUUGACUGUAAAUAACUUUGAGAUAUUGACACAGUUACCUGCAAUAUUAAAGGAAGAAGAAGAUGAGUCUUACAAUAAUGAGGCUGGUCAGAGUGAAACUGAUGACAUAAUUACUAAGCAACAUAAUGCAGCAGUAAGGACUAUUGCUAUAGGACAUAUUGUAGAAAAGAUAUCCAGACCGAUGCUUGAAGCACUAGUUGCCCGAAAUUCUCUAAAUAGUGUACGCCUAAGAGCGUUAAAAAAACAGCAUCAAGAAUUAAUGUCUAUGUUGGAAAAUAUGUCUUGUAAUGUUUAA